This is a messenger RNA of Phytophthora sojae, 702 nucleotides long. RefSeq lists its product as hypothetical. The record is from RefSeq and is a predicted model, not a curated record. The transcript has 5 exons. Bases 1 to 702 code for a protein of 233 amino acids. NCBI's taxonomy places the organism in Eukaryota, Oomycota, Peronosporomycetes, Peronosporales, Peronosporaceae.
AUGGAAUCUGACUUUCUUGUUACUUUGUUCCUUUCGCAAGAUUUUGAUUAUUUUCCUUUCUUCCAGACCCCAGGCAUUACAAGCGGUGCCACUCAAAGCAUUUUAGGCUACGGCUUUGACUUGGACGCGAGCGCUGAUGCCAGCGCAGUGAAGCUGAAGGAAUUGAUCAAAACCGAAUUGCGUGUUUCGUGUCCCGCCGCCAGUAUUUCGCUUUAUACGACGAAAGGAGGAACUUGGGGUGGCUGGCUACAAACUAAGAGUGAGGAGUACGAGCUCUUAAAGCAGCUGAAGGUGCCCGCGUCGGUCAAGGAGAUGCUGAUCCCAGAGAAUGAACUUGACCCGCUCAGUUUCGUGGGGGACGACGCCUACGGAUUCCCCGACAAGUACGAAAGUGGAGACCCCGUGACAUUCAUCUCCUCGUCAAGCUACCCAGGAACUGGUCAAGAAAGGCUAACGAGUAUAUGGUUUGUCGUGCUGCGCGUCCGUAUCACAAUCUGCUAUCGGAAUGCUCUCGACGGAACGAGAAGAAGCACGAGUGAAAUCCGCUUUUCUUCUCAAAUGAAAGCAAUCAGAGAACCUAAUUGCCUGGGCUACUUGAAAGUGAUUGCCUUGGUGCUUGGUGAUGGGCAAUUGCUGCGAACCACAGCCGUAACAUUCCCAGACCGACUACGGACCAGCUCGAACCGUUUUGCGUCCAGCUAA